Messenger RNA from Paramuricea clavata, 2066 nucleotides. Lineage: Eukaryota; Metazoa; Cnidaria; Anthozoa; Malacalcyonacea; Plexauridae. The record is from the annotation of a GenBank genome assembly.
AAGGGAAAGUUCGUCAAGCCGUUAAUUUACUCUCCAAUGCAAAUCGCCGAGGCCUCUUGCCUCUCGACUCUGCUCCCAGUUGGUAUAGACGAUGAAGGUAACACACAAUGGAAAUCAACUAAAGAAAUUCUUUUGGAUAAGCGUCCGCACGGACGGACGCCUAGCGUUAAUAUACUUUUGCAAGAUACGAAGCAGAGUUAUUUUGAUCCAAUCCUAUAUAACAGAAUUACCGGUGAAACAAUUAGAGAUGCAGCUAAUAAGAUCCAGGGCUCCGCUGGUCCGUCAGGCGUUGAUGCACAUCUAUGGCGUCGCUUUUGCUUGUCAUAUAAAACGGCCUCGUCGGACUUGUGUAAUGCACUUGCAGGAGUCGCUAGACGGUUGUGCACCAAGUCAGUUCUCCCCGAAGGUUCGUCAGCUUUCGUGGCAUAUAGGCUCAUUCCAUUGGAUAAAUAUCCUGGAAUACGCCCCAUCGGCAUAGGCGAAAUGCCCAGGCGUAUUAUAGUCAAGGCAAUACUUAGAGUGGUUCGAGACGAUGUCAAAGAAGGGUGGGUCCUUUGCAAACAUGUGGCGGUUUCGAGGCAGGCUUUGAAGCAGCUGUUCAUGCUCUAAAUCAUAUAUGGGAUUCAGAAGACACUGAAGGAAUGCUUCUUGUUGAUGCUAGUAAUGCCUUUAACACUCUAAAUCGUAACGAAGCGCUACAUAACAUCCACGCCACUUGUCCAGCGAUAUCGACAAUGUUAAACAAUACCUAUAAGGCCCCAGUUAGAAUGUUUGUGACAGGAGGAGGUGAAAUUUCAUCAAUGGAAGAAACGACACAAGGGGAUCCGUUAGCGAUAGCAAUGUAUGCGCCGGUUUCGAGGCAGGCUUUGAAGCAGCUGUUCCAUGCUCUAAAUCAUAUAUGGGAUUCAGAAGACACUGAAGGAAUGCUUCUUGUUGAUGCUACUAAUGCCUUUAACACUCUAAAUCGUAACGAAGCGCUACAUAACAUCCACGCCACUUGUCCAGCGAUAUCGACAAUGUUAAACAAUACCUAUAAGGCCCCAGUUAGAAUGUUUGUGACAGGAGGAGGUGAAAUUUCAUCAAUGGAAGAAACGACACAAGGGGAUCCGUUAGCGAUAGCAAUGUAUGCGCCGGUUUCGAGGCAGGCUUUGAAGCAGCUGUUCCAUGCUCUAAAUCAUAUAUGGGAUUCAGAAGACACUGAAGGAAUGCUUCUUGUUGAUGCUACUAAUGCCUUUAACACUCUAAAUCGUAACGAAGCGCUACAUAACAUCCACGCCACUUGUCCAGCGAUAUCGACAAUGUUAAACAAUACCUAUAAGGCCCCAGUUAGAAUGUUUGUGACAGGAGGAGGUGAAAUUUCAUCAAUGGAAGAAACGACACAAGGGGAUCCGUUAGCGAUAGCAAUGUAUGCGCCGGUUUCGAGGCAGGCUUUGAAGCAGCUGUUCCAUGCUCUAAAUCAUAUAUGGGAUUCAGAAGACACUGAAGGAAUGCUUCUUGUUGAUGCUACUAAUGCCUUUAACACUCUAAAUCGUAACGAAGCGCUACAUAACAUCCACGCCACUUGUCCAGCGAUAUCGACAAUGUUAAACAAUACCUAUAAGGCCCCAGUUAGAAUGUUUGUGACAGGAGGAGGUGAAAUUUCAUCAAUGGAAGGAACGACACAAGGGGAUCCGUUAGCGAUAGCAAUGUAUGCAUUAGCUAUUAGUCCUCUGAUUAACAGCUUAAAUGAGAAAGCACUAAAUGCAAGUCAGGUGUGGUUCGCGGAUAAUUCCAAUGCUGCAGGAAGUCUCGAAGCGCUUAAGGACUGGCGGCAACAUUUAGCUGAUAUCGGCCCUGAAUAUGGCUAUUUUCCAAAACCUAGCAAGACAACUAUGGUUGUAAAAGAAGAAUGCCUUGAUCGAGCAAAGGAACUAUUUGAAAACACUGGAAUUACAAUCACUACUGAUGGUCAUAAAAUGCUUGGUGCUGCAUGUGGUAAACGUCUUUUCGUGGAAGGAUAUGUGGCAGACAAGAUAAAAGAAUGGGAUGAAGAAAUCAUGACGUUAUCUACGAUAGCUGAAUCAUAA